Amyelois transitella is the source of this 1370-nucleotide messenger RNA. It is a transcript of the gene PGAP5, whose product is annotated as metallophosphoesterase 1. The record is from RefSeq and is a predicted model, not a curated record. Gene Ontology annotation, molecular function: hydrolase activity. Gene Ontology annotation, biological process: GPI anchor biosynthetic process. The transcript has 7 exons. Lineage: Eukaryota; Metazoa; Arthropoda; Insecta; Lepidoptera; Pyralidae. The coding region runs from base 170 to 1324 and encodes 384 amino acids.
AGAUCAUAAUUUCCAUAAACAAGAAUAAGAUUAAGUUUAAGAAUUUGUUGGAAUAGGCAAUAUAAAUUGAUAUUACCUACUUAUUAUUUUAAAUCUUGUAUCAUCACAUUUACAUUAUCUUUUUUAGAGAUAAGAUUAGCCAUAAGUCGUCAAAAGUGUUCAUGUGUUUAUGUAUCUUAAAAUGCAACUCUUCAGAAAUAAAAGGAUAAUAAUAUUUAUUUGUGGAAUAUUCUUCACUCUUUUUUACUGUGAGUUUCUUAUUUAUUAUGUGGUCAUAUCACAGUGUGAUUGGCUUCCUGUAAAAGGAUCAAAAGUAGAUGCUGGAACUCUGAAAGCCCUUAUUAUAUCUGAUACACACAUAAUGGGUCAUCGUAAAAGUUUUUGGAUAGAUAAAUUAAGAAGGGAAUGGCAAAUGUAUCAGUCAUUUAGGGCUGUAGUGACAUUACACAAGCCAGAAGUAGUAUUUGUUUUAGGAGACCUUUUCGAUGAAGGAGAAUUUAGCACCAAUGAAGAAUUUACUAAAUUUGUAAAACGUUUUCAUGAAACAUUUCCUUUGCCAGAGAAUGUACCUAUGUACAUAACUGUUGGUAAUCACGAUAUCGGAUUCCAUAAUAAUAUCAAAACCGGAUCUGCGGAAAGAUUUGCAGAGCAGCUUAGAUCUCCAUCUGUUCAGCUACUUACUAUAAAAGACAAUAACUUUGUAUUGAUCAACUCGAUGGCACUCGAGGGUGAUUCCUGUCGCAUGUGUCGCGAGGCUAGGAGCAAGAUAAACAAUGUUUCAGCUAUACUAAAAUGUUCUGCCGAUGAGAGCUGUGAUAUGAAUAACUACGAUAUUUCUAUAAAUCACAGUCGACCUAUACUUCUUCAGCAUUUUCCUUUGUAUAGAUUAUCGGACGCCGUGUGCUCUGAGCCCGAUGCACCCCCCUUGUCUGAAAAAUAUAUACCAUUCAGACUGAAAAUUGAUGCACUGUCUAAAGAAGCAACUGACGAUUUAAUUUCAAAGUUAAAACCCCGUGCAGUAUUCGGAGGCCAUACUCACUAUGGAUGUCUCUUGCACCACUCAUAUAAUUAUGACAAUGAGAAUGUAGAAUUUUUCGAGUACUCUGUGCCUUCUUUUUCCAUGAGAAAUAUAUUUGAACCGAAAUUUAUGCUGGUUACCACAACACCAGAUGCAUAUGCUGCAAACAAGUGCAGUCUGCCAAGAGAAACUACGAUUAUAAUAACGACAGUUAUUCUACUCCUUGCUACGGUAUGGUUCACAUGCAGAAGGAGAACUUUCGGAAGAGGAUUAUAUCAAUUAAGAAAAUACAGCAUUGUAAAGUAAUCUCAAGAUUAUAUUCCAUAAUAAUAAAUAUUUUUGACAAGAUCGA